Molecule: messenger RNA, 4834 nt
Organism: Cuculus canorus (common cuckoo)
Lineage: Eukaryota; Metazoa; Chordata; Aves; Cuculiformes; Cuculidae
Product: interleukin-31 receptor subunit alpha-like
Exons: 16
Coding region: 141-2315 (724 amino acids)
Biological process (GO): cytokine-mediated signaling pathway
Cellular component (GO): signaling receptor complex; external side of plasma membrane; membrane
Molecular function (GO): cytokine receptor activity; cytokine binding
Source: RefSeq, a predicted model, not a curated record
AAUAUUGAAUUGAAAACAAAUCAACUGCAGUAAUCAGAACUGAACUUCUCAUCAGAGAAACAGAGAGCUAACAAAAAUACAAGCAGAUUCAGCCAGGAGAAAAUGAAGACUUCUUUCAUUUGGACCUCAGGCAAGAGAAGAUGAAGAACUCUCUGCUCGCAGCUAUAUUUUUAUUUGCAUCAGAUUCCUGCAGAUGCAUAAACCAGGAUGUUCCAUUUUGCCAGCGGCUCCCAGACUGGGACAAUGAAUUGGUAUGCUACAAAGAUUUAAGUGAGGAUCUCACCUGUACCUGGCUGCCAGAACCCAGUGCUCCAAAUACAGUUAAUUAUACCAUAUUCUUAAAAUGGGACAGAAUUCCAAAACUUUUUCAACGAAACACAUCAUUGUCUUACAUCACAAUAGAACGAAAGCACCUCUACAUGAAGCGAUCUGCUUCUGUUUGGAUAGCAGUGAAUUAUGCCCAUGACCGCUGCGUGAAAGGAAAGAACAUCUCAGUUACACCAAGCAAAACAGGGAAAUGCUUGACACCAUCUAACAUAAAAACUUACCAGAUCACAAACAAAAUGAUAAUAAAGUGGGACCUGCCUGCAACUCCUAUGUCCUACGAGCUGAGAUACAGAGAAAGACUCACAAAAUCCACUCAGUGGAUGCUGGUGCCUGUAGGAAGAAAUGCAGUCAAUGUCACCAUUCUGAAUUUAAAUGCUAUGUCUUCAUACACUGUUCAGCUCAGGUGCACAGCCAAGGAUGGUCUCCACUGUGUUUGCAUUUGGAGUAAAGAGAUUUUGGUCCCUCACAAACUCAUGAACAAACCAAGGAUAUCAUACAAUGCAACUACAGAAAUCUCUCGAGGCAAAAGAAGUGUUCUUCUGAAGUGGGAGGUAACACAAACUGACAACAUCCUUGGAUAUUAUGUCAAUGUAGAAAGAAUACCCAACAGUUGCAGAUAUUUGCCAAAUCGCAUACUUCUAAAGGACAGAAAAGUUCUUCUAAAUCUCUCCCUGGCUUAUUACAGAGUUAACAUUUCUGCCUAUAACGAAGCAGGAGAAUCUCCACAAGCCAUGUACAUUGUCCCAGAGUUCUCUGCAACAGACUUGCCUGGCCAAAUCCAUGUCAAACACCACGGAAGUAAUGCCAUUGUUACCUGGACUCCAGAAUACAAUCCAAACUGUUUUGUGGUUGACUGGGGCACUGGUAAAGAAGAUAUGUACAUGAAAAUAGUAACUACAGCUACUGGAAAUUUCACGCUAGACAAUAUCCAGCCAUAUAAACUGUACCAAAUAAUGGUACAUGCGUCUGAUGCGUGUGAGUGUGAAAAUUUCACAAGCCAUGAAAAGACUUUUGGAGUGACCCAGUUUUACUCAGCUGAAGGAGUUCCUAGGACAGGUCCAGCUAAUGUGACAAUUCUGAAUAUCACAAAGCAUACUGCAUUUGUGAAGUGGACUGCAAUAGCUACUGAAGACUGUUUGGGCUUUCUUCAGGGAUACAGGAUCACCUACACAGAUUUAUCAAGUAAAAAUUCUCUGGCUGUAACGCUCAAUCCUCCUACCACAAGUUACCGUCUUACUGGCCUGAAGGAGAAAACCAUCUACCGUGUGCAGAUUUCAGGAUUCACUAGAGCUGGCGAAGGACCUCCAACUCUUUCACAACCUUUCAGCACUUCAAAAUACGAUAAAGGAGAAUUCGAAGGUUUUGUGACCGGCUUGUGUUUCAGCAUGAUGUUUAUUCUGGUUUUUGCACCUCUCAUUUGUUCUCUGGUGCUUAAAAGGCUGAAAAUAUCAUGUUGGCCCAGUGUACCAAGUCCAAGAAACAGCAGUGCACUCCAAGAUAUGACUAAUUGGAAACCUGUUUCAAGAUCACUGCUUCAGGCCCUCUCAGACAAUGAUACCACCAGCCUUUAUGUCAUAGAGUGUGGGUCGAAGACUCCUUUGAAAACAGAUCUGUUUAUGGAUGGUGGAGAAGAGAGCAAGUGUAAAGCUUGCCAGUCAGAAGACCCUAGCAAUAACAUAGACAGAAGCGUAAAGCAUGAAGAAAUCCCUGAAGAAGCAGUUAUAAGUGAAGAAGAAGGAAUCAUUUCCAUUACAGUACCACUCUCGAGUGAUUACACCAGCGUGGAGUUCAGCCAGAAAGCCCUGAUGAGUAUGACUGUGAAGCUGCCAGCAAGAGAUGCGCAUCCUCAUCUGGAAAUGGAACUAAGCAGUAAGCCAGCACAAGCUGAGCAUCAGAUUUUGUUUGCUCCCCAAGAUUACCUCAAGCAAAGCCAAGUAGUAUUUUUGCCAUCUGGACCAACUUUGAUGGGAAAAGUCAAUUCCAACUGAAGCACCUUCAUAGUUUCCCAUACCAUAAAAUCAAGUUUCAAACCCCAUAAUUCUUGAAUGGAGCCAUUAGGACCAAAUAGGACAGUGAGCUGGUGACAAUAGUUAGUCUCUACUUCAAUGAGCUUCUUUGGUGAAACAGACUAUAUUAGCUGUUUCACCACAGUCCUGUAGGAAGUCCUACCAUCUUCACAUAGGCAAACCUUUCAUAGAAUUGUAUGGAAAAACCUUCCAGCAAGGUAUCUCUUGCCAGGGUGCUUGGUCCCAGGGCACUCAGGAAGACGUUUCAAGGCUUCCAUUCUAACCACAAUGUUAUCCUGGUCAUCAGGAGAGUUCUCUAAUCACUGCAGCCAGUUUAAGAUCUGAUUUUCUAACCUAUUAAAUUCUUCAGCAGAAAUUCCAGCAAGGAUCCUAGCAUUCCAAAGCAGCUCUCCAAUUGGUGAAAACUGUCCAAACAAAAGAGUGAAAAGCCUUGAAUUUAGGAAUAGAAAAUGAUGCUUAUCCAUCUUUGUAAAGUGAUAUUAAGUCCUUUACAUUUUAGCUCUUUACACCUUUAUUCAUCUUGGAUGAAUAGUGCCGUGUAAAUCAAGAUGAUAAUAAGAAUAUUAUUAGUACUGUUUUUUCUACUUGCAUUAAAUUCAGGCUGUUUCUUUCUACAUGUAUUUACACAGACACAGAAGUCUAUUCCUGUUCUCUUGUAAGAUGUAGUUGCAGAUAUUUCAUGCUGCAUGCAAUGAUGAUAUGCCAAACAGACUUCAAGAGCUGAAAAGAUAGUUCAGUUAAUCAUCCCUCCAAAGCUUGCAUAGAGGAGGAGUCAUUGCAAUCUAGGGGAUAAAAGGCUCUUCGUUAAUGUGCUCCCUAUGUGCCUACAUCAUGUAUCUCCAUGGUGCAAGGGGUCUGAACUGGUUUUCCAGCUUACAACAGCUGCUCAUCCAUGAACUCUGUAGGCAUUAAUGGUUUGCAGUUAUUGUAGAAGAUCCAGUUUAUUGUUGUCAUCUCUAGUUUAUGGAGCAUUUUAUCAAAAUUAUUUUGCAGAGAAACAAAUUGAUCAACUGUAUCAUAAGCACCAGAGGCUUCUUAGAUGGACAUAUUUUAAAAUUCUCUCAUUAAAAGUGAUGGAUGACUCACAUACACACAAAUAUUUCCAUGCACAUCAGGCAAUAUGGGUGAUAGAAUAGCUCUGCUUACGAAAAGCUCAAAGAAAUUGCAUAUCCCCUACUUGACUGAUAUAGUGACGUCCCAUAACAAAAACUUUUUUUUUUUUCAUUUUCCUUAUUUAUAUUCACUCUCUAUUUAUUUAUAUCUCUCUAUGUCCAUUAGAACUGGCAGGAGCUAACCUGUAUUUCACUGUAGGUUUUGAAUUGUUUUUUCUUAGCACUCAAAAUGCAUUGUUUUACCACAAAGCAAUCACCCCAUUACCACUUAAUCUUGUUUCCUCUGCUGAUUGAAAGACAGGGUAACAGCAGCACUCUCAAGACUAACUCAAGGGUUUGAGCCAUCUUUUAAAUCUCUAUCUUCAUUUUUUUUUUAACUUCAACCAGGUGACAUUGCCUGAUUGGAAUCCAAGAGAACACAAAUGAUCCGGCUGUUAGUGGAGUUCUUGCUUCUUGUAAUACCUAGUAGAAGGGCUGAAAUGAAAAGCUGUUAUGACAAUAAAGUCCUCAAAAGAUAUAUAAUGAUUAUCAACUAGUUACCAACAACAUUUCUUUAAUUUCUGGCCAGAGCAACUUAUUUUCCUUGUGCAAUUUAUGCCUUUGAUACCUUACUCAUCCCUGCAAACUCCAAAUUCAUUUUUUCUUACUUUGCACCUACCAAAUCAGUACAUAUUAUGAUGUCACAUAUGAAGUAAGUAAUUAGAAUCAAACCAAUGGCUUGUGAGCAGUUUUAGUACAUGAAGCAGCCUUCAUACAUGAAAAUCAAAAGACAGUGAAGGCUUUUGAUGUGGUAUUGCCUCCACGAUAUUAGCCAUUGCCUGAUAUCUUGCUAAACAAAAGGAAUUUAUUAGGCCAGAACAAUUUCCUAGAAGCACAUUUGGACCCGUUUGCCUCAAAUAGAAGGGAUGGAUGUAUUCCACUUCAGUUAUAAAGCUCACAGUACAUCUACUUCUUAGUUGAUCUCAUGAGAGCAAUACCACAUUCAAUAUCUGUAUAACGGCCUUAAAUUGUAUCAUUGGAAAAAUGAGAGACACAUGAAAUAUCCUGGUGUGGAGAUUAGACAUAAAUUAAGAACUCACUCCAUCAUGAUACAACUUUCGGGAGCAAAGAGAGAACAUUUUACAUGGAGAAAAAUAGAAGAGUACAUUUGCUAAACAGUUUCAUCCAGCCAAAAGGGAGGGUUUGAUGGAAUUACAUACCUCAUCAGGGACGCAGGAUCAAAAGGCAGGUGGUACUCAGGUCUCCAGAUUAAGGGCAACUAGUGUUUUGUGGGGCUUUUCUGUUUGUUUCUCUUAUGGGGAUUUUUACUUUAAUUUGAAGUAAUCAUUUGUAUAAUGACUGCAGAAUCCUACCUCGACUAAUAAACAU